Messenger RNA from Entamoeba invadens IP1, 633 nucleotides. RefSeq lists its product as hypothetical. The record is from RefSeq and is a predicted model, not a curated record. The coding region runs from base 1 to 633 and encodes 210 amino acids. The transcript has a single exon. Lineage: Eukaryota; Evosea; Mastigamoebida; Endamoebidae.
AUGGAGAAGGUGAGUGAUACAAAAGUAAUAGAAAUCCGUCUAGAAAAAUCAAACGAGGAGAACACUUUCCAGUCUCCGCCACAUUCAGCUCUUCCCCCACCAGUUCUACUUCACCAAGACACUUCACCCUUUCACACUGAAGUGAUUCCAUCUAUCGAACUCGACGAACCCUCCCCGACGACUACGAUCAGUCUCAAAGUUCAACCCAUUCAGCCCGAAGUACCCGAAGACAAGAAUCAAAGUGGACUGAAGGAGUUUGUGAAGUCGAUCUAUCUGGACGAAGUUAUCGAAUACCUCAAAGUCCACGAACCGAAGAAAGAAAGACAGAAAAUGAAUAUAACAGACCGACGUACUGUUCGGAUGCCUCGGGCGUCUCAAAUUGCUUCAAUCGAAGAAGACAAAAUCUAUCUCAGGAAGUCCGUCAGAAGUGAGUUGGACUCAAUCAAGAAGUCUUAUAAAGAGAAGAAACCAAGGAAAGACUCAGACGAAGUCCUCGGUGAUUUUAACAACAACUUACACACUAAAAUACUCCAACUGAUUAAAUCUAUCGAAGGGUUCGAUAACGAACAAAUGCAAAAAGUCCUCACUUUCGCUAAUGGAUUGGUCAAAGCACCAAUACCCAGUAGUAACUGA